Adineta ricciae is the source of this 489-nucleotide messenger RNA. The record is from the annotation of a GenBank genome assembly. Lineage: Eukaryota; Metazoa; Rotifera; Eurotatoria; Adinetida; Adinetidae.
AUGAUGACAAGCAAACUUUGGUAUAUCUUCGCGACUACAAGCAUUUUGAUGACAGUUAUAAAAGCAAAUGCAGUCGUUGAAAGUGAUUCUGCAGCGGCACCGGAUUGGAUUGGUAUUUGGAGUACUGACACGAAGUGUAAUAAGCUUGCGUGCUGCUGUCUUUUUGAUCAAAUCACUACUUCAGCUGUCGCAAAUGAAACCAAAUUACGAAUCAUAGGACAAGUCGAUGGAAUUGGUAUAUGUAGAAGUAACCUAAUUGUAUUCAGCGAGGUCAACAUGCCAAAGGACUUCAAAAUGCCGUUCGACCUAUUUGGCUUUUCUCUUAGUCUAUCAUUGAGUGAAGAUAGCAAAGUUAUUUCGGCUAUCAAUCCUAAAGACUCGCAGUGUAACACGAUCGCUACCAGACUUCACUCUGCAGCAAACAGAAUUGAAGUGCUGUUUUCUGCUGUUUUGUUAUCGAGUUUUGUAGGAAUGAAAACUUAUUUUUGA